AUGCCAAAUUAUCAAUGUGCAGCAUGGAAAGUAUUUGUAGUGGGUUUGACGUGUUCAAGAUAUAGAGUGAUGCGGCUUAGUGGCUCGAGAAAUCCCGCUGGCAUCGUCGUUACCGAUCCGACAAUUGUUGACUCCAUCGCUGUAGCAUUAAGUAAGCCGACAAACUAUGCAGUUAAUUCAAAUGGUUUUGCAUGGGCUGUCGGUACUUGUGGUACAGGCAUGGAAUUGAGUGCAGCUGGCACCAUGUGUACCUGUACCAAUGGCUACAUUUUAAGAUAUUAUGAUAUUUACGUGAACUGGGGUGGUAUUGAUGGGAUAACAUGCUCGGCACCUUCGCAAUCGAUAACUGUUUCAUUCGAAUGA
Molecule: messenger RNA, 363 nt
Organism: Rotaria socialis
Lineage: Eukaryota; Metazoa; Rotifera; Eurotatoria; Philodinida; Philodinidae
Source: the annotation of a GenBank genome assembly